Messenger RNA from Ooceraea biroi (clonal raider ant), 7703 nucleotides. RefSeq lists its product as uncharacterized. The record is from RefSeq and is a predicted model, not a curated record. NCBI's taxonomy places the organism in Eukaryota, Metazoa, Arthropoda, Insecta, Hymenoptera, Formicidae.
GCUUUUUCAUUUUUUUUUCUCAACAUCAGUAUCUAAAAUCCAUCGUUCGAAUAUUUUCGCAUGCAGGACUGUUAUCUUGCCAGAUCACAGAUUUUGCAGAAUUUUGCUAAAUCUGACGAAAUUUAGUCAAAUUUAGUUCGGCGAAUUUACGAUUUAAUAAAAUCUGAAUUUAUACCGAGCAUAUAAUUCUGUCAUAAACAUAUAAACAGAUAAAUUAUUGUAAUAAUUAUAAGGUUUUAAGAUUAUUCUCAUGCUGUUAGGUUAUGCUACUUGAAAUAAAAGUGUUUAAUUUGUUAUUGAUUCGUAUUAUUAUCUUAUUUUUUAGACACGAAUGUGAGUUUGUCUCACGUCUCUUCUUAGAUCGAAGCAUAUUAAAUUUUUGUAAUAAAGUCGUAAUCAAGUUCGUAAACUCAUCUACCAGAGUUUGAUGGAACCAUUGAGAAGUUGUUGAGAGCAAAUUAUAGUAGAUGUCAGUAAGUUCCCGCAUUGCGAUCUUAAAAUAAUUUUUAAUAUGAAAAAUUUUAUUUUUUCUGAAUUAUUUGCAAGAAUCUCUAUAACGGGGCUCUCCUGUUCUUGUUACACUUUUAUUAUUUCUUUAGAGGCAAUAACUCAGAUAUCUUUAAAUUUCAUGCUUUAAUGUUUUGUAUUAAUGUUAUAUUAAUUUAAUAUUCUAUCAAAUAUUGUACAUAAAAAUAUUAUAUUCCGAUAAAAAAUAAUGUAUAAGAUUCUACAUGAUUCGCACAAACUGCUUGCAGAAUACUACGAUAUCGACAUUGAGUUAUCAACAGCUGCAAUGAACUGUUUCUGUCUCUAAGAAAGAUAAACUGCACUUUACAAACUGCAUUUGAUAAUUGCUAAUUGUUAAUAGAAUAUAAUUAAAUAAGUUCAGCUUUUAUUGAUAAAUGUUACUUGUUUCUAAAACCUUUUCUGUUUAAGGAAAGAAAAUGCCAUAUUGUUGAACAUAUUCAUAUAAUACCUGUUAUAUUCUCCAACACAUUUAUGGUUUCCUACCUUUUUCCUUUAUCUUUAGCAUCAUCAAAAUAAAUCAAGUUUUUGUGAAAUGACAAUUUAGAAGACAUGAACUUUUCAUGUAUAUGAUAUAAAAUAUUGUACAAUAAAUACAUUUACUAUUUUUAUAUUAUAUUUAUAUUUUAUACAUGUACUAUUUUUCCAAUAUGGAUAAUUACAAAUCUGAAUAUAACGUGCUAAUUUGUAAGGAUAAUCUAUGUUUCGUCAAAGAUAAUGUUUUAUAUUUUUAAAUUAUUUGUGUUGUGAAUCGUUUUCAUUCUUUGCAAUAUUUGAAGCGAAAGAAUGGCGCGUAAUAUGCGCGAUCACAUGUUUCUCAUACUACACAGAGAUGCAUCGAAACUGUUACGCAUACGAUGCAAAAAUUUAGUGGUGCGCUUUCAUGUAUUUGAAAACGUAAAGUUCAUUUAUUUAUAUCAUAUCGUCGAUCUCUUUCCGAUUAAAUUUUUCAUACUUCUGAUGAAACAUUUCCGUCCACUAAUUAUCGAAUAUUUCUACACCGAUUUUGUACACGGAGUGUCAAUACGAUAAGUUUACGGGUGGUGAUGCGUAAGGGUGGAAACAGCGACGACGAGCGCGGCGCGUCGUAUGUUUCCGUGAACGCUCGUACGGCUGCCUCUUUGUGUUCGGGUGGCGGCAAGAUGGCGCUCGAUCUUUGCGGCCGCGCGAUUGGUCGAUCGGGCUGCGCCGCCAGUCUCCCGAGAGCAGUCGCUACCACGACCUCGCAGCGGACUGACUCGUCGCCGUCGUCGUCGUCGUCGUCGCCUCCCGACGUAAGGGAGAGGGUAAAACGAAAAACAAAACACGCUCGCGACGGCGGGUGUAAUGGCCACUGUGCGGCUCGCGGAAUAGAGAAGACCGUGCCUCAUCCUCGUCGUCGUUGUUGAGAUUGCGUCUACGUACUCGGCGUGCGGAAAACCGCGGCCCCUUUAAUCGCGCGGAUCGUCUCGCCGUUGCACGGUGGUCGUGGUUCAUCUCGAAUCGCACGCGCGCCUUUCCUCGGGCAGCUUUUCUUUCUCGGUUUCGCGGUGCAGUGCGUGCACAGUGCCAGCGGGAGCGGGAGCAGCCAGUGUGUACCAACCACCGCCUCAUAUAUGUGUGCGGCCCGUCGCCGAGUGUGCGUUGUCGCGCCGCCGCCGCCGUCGCUCGUCGGAUCCCUCGGUCGCCGCGAACGGUGGAUUUACCAGGCGCGGCGUCGUCUCCCCUAGGCGCUGGAUUCGGACUCGCCGUCCGUCCCUCCCUCCCCGCCCGCCCGCCGACGAUCCAUCGGCCUUGACGCAUCAUCGAUAUCGGCCUUUCCACUCGGAUACUCAACUCGCGCCUCCACACCUUGCGUUUGGUCCAAAGGCGCGGAAUAAUCCGGAGCAACGACUCGCUCGCCUCGCCUCCUCCACAGAGGAAAACAAUCCCCCGUUAUUAGACGAGCGGCGAACAGCACGCGACCGUAAUAAGGGAAAUCGCCGACGCGAAAGAAACGUGCCCGGCGUAGCAUCAUCCGAGAGGAGCCCGGGAGGAACGGAUGACUACCAGUGAAGCACGCCCGCGUCCCAAUUAAAGAAAUGGAUACGGUAAUUACGGGGUCGCGCCGGCAGCGAGGAAUACGGGCCAAUUCGGCGCGUUAAAUGCUCCCCCGGGGAUUCACGUUCUGGCCGAGGCUCUCGCGGAUCUGGGAUGGCUUCGUGCAGAAGCGGCAGCAUCAACAGCAGCGAUAUCGGAUCAAACUCGGUUAACAAACCCGGUGUCGUUGUCGCCGCCGUGUCGAUCGCGCAAGUAGAUAGAUUUUAAAUCGAGUCAACCGCCGGAACACAACGGCGCAACGAAGUUAGCACGGCGAAAUAAUCCGGAGUGGCUAUCGGUCGCGUAAUUCCGCGCAUAAUGGAAGCGCGUGGGGUAGGACCGAGGUAGUGGACCGAGGGUGGUGGAUGUCGCAUAAGAAGAAAUUGGAUCCUGUCUCAUCCUACGCGUCGUCUAAUCGCCUGAUAAAUCGCGCGGUUAUCACGAGGGAACUCGCGACUGGCGCGAGUCACGAAGAUGUAGAUACAAGCAGACGCUCUUUAUCCCUCACCUUUCCCCGUUCGAGAGCUCUCGUGCACGCGUCGAAGAUAUAUCCACGAGAGGACAGAUCGACGCGAAAGCACUGCCAGAUAAAAUAUAACCCGACCCGUUAACGUCGCAGGGAAACCACGCCGGAUGUCACGACCGCGAAGAACGACGCGGUGAGAAGAUAGAAGGGAACAGCCGACGAUUUCAGGAAUGUGACACGCGACACGGAAUUUCGCAAGGGAAGAGAGAUUAGUAUUCCUGAAUAGAAACUGCCGGGCAAGAAGAAAAUAAGAAUCUGCGAGGAUAGUAGGUCGGCGGCGGAUACUCGUUGUGAUAAGUGGCCUUACGAUCUCGCAUUCUCGUCUCGUCGUCGUCGUCCUCGUUCCGAUCACGAAGCGGCAUUGACCUGUUAUGGAAUGAACCGAUGCCCGUACGGGGCAUUUAGGCGAUCAUCCUCCCCGACGAGAUUCGGUCGAACGUCAUGACCCCGACGAUGCGGUUGUUCCUACUCGUCCUGCUGGCCGUGCAGUCCUCUCUGACCGUCUGCUCGGCGAGCGGCGACGGCGGGCCCAACAGCCCGCUCUUCAAUCUCGACCACACUGCCCUAGAGAAGAAUCUGGCGGCGAUUUUCAACAAGGUGGCGCAUAGCUCCGCGACCACGAAGCGCAGCGUACCGGCGUACGACGCCCAGGUAUCAGCCAGUACGACGUUGUCGACGGUGCCGUCGCCGUUAACUACAAGCACGAUCACCACUACCACGACGACAACUGCCAAUCCAUCGAUACCCGCAGCUAGGUAUCCGGCGGCGCCGCGAGCCACGGCGUCACCCAUAUUCCGCGAUCUACCGUCAUACGCGCCACCGUCCAGGGCGCUGUUCACGCCACCCCUGCCGCCGGAGUACUUGCAUCCAUUUGCCGACAAGCCCACGUUGAGGGGUACCAAUUCGGACGUGCACGCCGGCAACAGGAGGCCGAUACCGCCGCCCAGUCUGACGCCGGCGCAUGAACGGAUACCCAUUCGACCGCCGGAUCUACCUCAGAACCCCUCCCAAGUACCAGAAAUGCAUUCUCACUCGAGGAACAAGCCAGACCGGGACCGGGAGCAAAGGCCCGCCGAGUCCAGUGAGGUCGAGCGAAGGAACAGCACGAACGACACGUUUGUGACUCUCCACUACCCGAGCAUCUCGCGCAUUCUGUCCGGUAGCAACGGUCGGAAGCAAGACAUUCCCGACAUAUUGUUGAAGCCGUUAGCUACGAAGAGUCCGUUAUCAAAUGUUCCACCGGCGCCGACGACCGACAGGACAACGUUGACAUCGAGCACCGCCACACCGAGAACGCCCAGUAGUACCGCGGAUCCGUCAAAGUACGCCGUCACGCAGCCGACCAUCUUCAAUCUGCCAAACACCGGUCGGCAGGACGACGAUGGCUACCACCACGGUCUUAAGAAUGGAAACGGUUUGAAGAUGGACGAGAUCGAGAUCGUGGACACGGAGCGGCUGCCGUAUCCACAGGCGCAGCCGCCAGCGCCGACGUCGAAGCGACCAGCGAGCGUCGACGGCAGCAGCGACGACGAUCAUGACCGCUUGGUGCCGCACAUCGACACGCAGCACUCGGACGAAUCCAUGUGGCGGAUUGCUUGGUCGCUGCACGUGUAUGCCGCGGCGAUCAUGUUCACGCUGCUGGCGCUAUACUCGAUCUACAAGAUUGUACGCUUCAACGAGGCGACGAAUCUGCUCACGCAGUUGUACUUCCUAGCCGUGCACCUGCUGCUGACUACCGUCUGCACGUUAAGGUGCUUCCACCUGUUCUACGAUGCCUACAACGUCGGCCACUCACUGCCGGAGCCGUUGUCCAGGGUGCUGAUGUAUCUACCGGCACCGCUGCUGUCCACCGCCUUCGCCACCCUGAUGCUCUACCUCGCGCGGUGUUCGGAGGCGCCGUCGCUCAACAACAGCAUUCUCUCGCCCACCACACUCGUGCUGUCGUCCACGGUGCACAUUGUAUUGUGCGUGUCGCUGCACGUGUCCACGCACGUGCUCGAUUACCAGGACGAGGCGCGGAUCCUACCGCUCAUCUGUCAGUGCAUCUACAUUGUCGUUUGCGUCACCCUGGGCUUAUGUUACAUGUACGUGUACCGCGUAGUACGCUCGCAGAUUCACGUGGCUAGCAACAAGGCGGCGGGCGCGAGUCACAUGAUGGGCGCUGAUCCGACUACCGUAGCGCUCAGUACCGCCAUCACCACGACCAUCGCCACUGCCCUGCUGUUCAUCCUCAUGGGUUUCGUGCAGCUCUAUGGCAUAUUCGGCAUCCAGGAACGCCCGCAGUCGUAUCCGUGGCUCUGGUGGGGUUGGCAAUUCUCGGUCAGACUGCUGGAGCUGUGCGUCUGCGGUCUCCUGGCGUGGGUCGCCAGUCUGUCCCAGUACCCACUGCGCGAAAAGCAGAUGCAGCAGCACUCGGCGCACUCGGGCUUCGCCCUCUUCCCCUGCGGCAGCUCCACCUCCACGGAGAACAUGGACGAUGUGCUUUAUCCUGCUAUAUGUAGCACGAAUCAAGCGAUCCAGAAUUAUACUAUGAGAACGGGAAAGCAGGUUUACGACGACAGUUUCCCGCUGAAUACCCUGCCCGAGCAUUUGAACAUAUCAGGUACCUUCGAGAGACAUUCAAUUCGCAAGUCAGGUACGAUGGGUCACUUUCCUCACGAAGGCCGGGGUUCCUUGAGUCGCCACGGUAAUGGCAUACAAACCCUGAGGAAUUCCGAGACUCGUGGCAGGCACACCCCCGUUCAAGGCCUACAUGAACAAGCUCCAACCAGCGGCUCGACGAUGCUAGUCGCCGAGGACGGUUUCGUUAGGUUCCGGAGUCUUGGAGCGGAGGAGGACGAGUUGUCCGACACGCAGAGCAUGGUCGGCACUCACGGCAGAGGUAGCUCGCUCGCUGGUAGCGUCAGAUAUAACGCGAGGCAUCCGGCGGUUCAGCACCAACACCCCCAUCAGCACCAGCACUCGCAUCCGAGUCAGCAUCAAACUCAUCAUCAGCUUUACAACAACACGUAAAGGCUGUGCCAACGCGAUCACUGGAAUGCGAUUCUCGUUGAUUCGACGUAAUGAUCGUCGUCAAUGAAACAUGGGAUGCACCGCGCGACUCAUGGGAAUCCUCGCCCUCGCAAACUUCGGUCUAAACUCGAGAAUUAAUUUUAUCUCAUACUCUAUGUAAGAUAUGUCCUGUGUAUAGACAACCUAAUUGCCAUUCCCGUGCUCUCCCGCUUCGCAUCGACGUCCGAGCCGAGCCUCUGCCGUGCGAUACCUACGUAUUUAUUUUGAUCCUCGAUAAGCGAGUAUAAAAAGUAUACGGCGAACUCGUUUGGGGUUCCUCUACCUGUAUGUAGGUAGUUCAGGGUAUAUUGAAACUUGAUCUUACAUUAGGCACUUGGUACUUAUUAAGAUUCAUGUGAUUGAGAAAAAAAGUAACGAAAUAAUGUGUCUCUCAAGAAAUAUAUAGGAAAACGCUUCUCUCUGUCACUUGAUUUUACGUUCAAUGUUCAGUACUGAACUCGGCUGUGGAACGUGUAUCAAGGAGGAACAAGUAAUUUUUAAUCGGUUCUAAUGUCACAAGAUCAACGACAUGUUCUAGCGAAUAUUGCUGGUUACUCUCGCUGUCAAAACGAUGGAAAACUGAUAAACGUUGUGUUGUCUUAAUAUUCUUUUUUACAACUGUUUUUUUAUAUAUGUAUUCACUGUUUUACAUGAACGUAUGUACGCGCCAAAGCGCUCCGAGUAAUCACCUGUUUAAUCGGUACUUACCCUUCGUUGAGGCUUCUCGUAAAUUCGACAUAGAAUUCAGCUUUGCGAUCAGCAGAAUGUCUAUUUUUGACAAAAAAAAAAGGAAUUACGUGCGAGGUCCAAACGCAACUCGGGAAAAGCAAUCGCGACUCUCAUUCGGGUAUUCCGAGAUUAGGAUGUGAUUGUAUUAAGCUGAAAAAGCGAUAUUUGUACAGUCGACGAUAAUUUAUCACUCAGUCCAAUUGUACGAUUUAGUUAGCGGCUAAGACUAGAUUUAAGAAUUGCGGAUUACAUUUAAGUUUAGCCAUUAAGUUAGGCGAGUCGCGACUAACGUCAACAGGUUUACAUUUAAUAAAUCGAGAAGGGGAAUAUUAAAAAGACAUAAAAAGAAAUACUAUUACCGAUGUAGAAUAGAUGACAUAAGUGCGAUUUAACGUCACACACACACACAGGCCAGCAUUUUACUUUAUUUUUCAGACUCUAAGGUACAAAAUAGUACUUUUUACCUUUCACUUCGUAUAUCGAUAGGUUUAUAAGCGGUCGCAAUGUAUAUGUUUAUAUAUGGACACUGUAAAUAAGGUAUACGGACUCGUCGUGAGUGGAUCUACUGUUACGAUAGAAUUCGAUUGAAUUCGAUUUCUGUCCGAUGCGUUGAGAUUUACGCGUCUCUUGGUUGUAAAUGCAAGACUUGUAUUUUAAUUUAUGUCAGACGCUGUAUUUAUUAUGCGAAACAUUCCACGACAAGUGAUCAGUGUGAGUGCGCGAUCGAUUUGUGUGGGAUUUUAUUGCAAUUAUAAAUUCAUCUAGGCGCUAAUUGAAACGGAACAAAUGUAAAUAAAAAGCUUUUUUGCGAAAA